Molecule: messenger RNA, 1491 nt
Organism: Neospora caninum
Lineage: Eukaryota; Apicomplexa; Conoidasida; Eucoccidiorida; Sarcocystidae
Exons: 1
Coding region: 1-1491 (496 amino acids)
Biological process (GO): carbohydrate metabolic process
Cellular component (GO): plasma membrane
Molecular function (GO): hydrolase activity, hydrolyzing O-glycosyl compounds
Source: RefSeq, a predicted model, not a curated record
AUGUCCAGGAAGAAUUCUCCGUCUCCGUCUGGGGUGCUCCCUGUGUCCCGCCGCAGAGGGCAAUGCUGUUUAGCGCACUGGCGGACCGCAGGCCGCUUCGCCGCCUGGCUGGUGGCGACUGUCGGCUUCGGUGUUUUCACGCUUCUCCACAUUCGGGUGCUGUCGCCUUCGCAAGCUCAGCCGUGGUGCACGUACGACUUGUCACUAACGCCGCACGAAACAAAGGAGCGUAAAUGUGGCUUUGUGUGCCCAAAUCCAUGGGGUGCUGAAGACCCCUAUGAAUGCGGCGAGCCGCACCCGUGCUGCUGUGCGCCGGUGUGCGACAAAAAGGAGGCGAGGAAGAACGCAUUCAUAGGGAUCAACUGGUCCGACAAAUAUUCGAAACUGAAGAUGAGUCGCGAGCGAAUGUUUGGCAUUCUGAAGCGCAAUGGCUUCUCCCACAUAAAGCUCUUCUCACCGGACGGCCUCGCGUCCCUGCAACGCGUCUACGGUUCCGACGUCCAUGUGUACGUCGCUCUACCGAAUCGCAUGGUCACCCAUCUCGCCAGCAACGCGGCGUAUGCCGUGCGUGUCAUCCAGAGACAAAUUCAGCCGUUUGCUCACCUGAUCCGUCUGCUGAUCGUCGGCAACGAGCCCCUGAUUUGCAUCAAGACCGCGGAAUGGGCAGCCAAGCAAGAAUGCGGUUCCCUCAACAUCCCCGCCAAGCUGCUGCCGGCGAUGAAGCAUGUCAAGAAGGCUCUCAUUCAGGUCGGGCUGGAGCACAUUCCUGUGACUACAGCCUUCAACGGAGGGAUUUUGGAAAUGUCGAGGAACCCCUGGACGCCGUGUGUGGCAGACUUUCGCGAUGUCGUGAAACCCAUUCUUCGGAGCGUGUGGACAUUCUUGGAGGAGCAAACGCCUCGGGCGCCGUUUAUGGUCAACAUUUACUCCUGGUUCGCCGCCAUGGCAGGGCACAUCACACCAGACAUCUCCGUCGGUGUCCCGCCUGCUUCCGGCCACGUCCCGUUCGAUGGCGCGUACCACUACUAUUUCAACUUUGACAUGCAAGUGGAGAUGCAGCGCGUCGCCAUGUGUAAGAACAAUGUGACGCAUAUAGACCUGUGGAUCGGCGAAACGGGGUGGCCUUCGGCAGAGAGUCCGCGAGCGACUCUCACGAAUGCGUAUUACUACUUCAAGCAUGUCGUUAUGCGGGCGCAGGGCAUGACUCUGCACAAUGCGACCGCAGAUACGAUACGCACUCGAGGGCUCGCUUACCCGAUUUUCCUUUUUGAAGCUUUUGAUGAAAUGUUCAAGUUCGAAAUUGAACAUGGAAACAAGUUCGAAAACAACUUUGGUCUUUUCUACGAGAAUGGAUUGCCCAAGUGGGGCACACCCACGGGCCUCCUCGACAUCCCUCUCCCGAGAGGCGCAGGAAAUGCUACAGAAACCGAGAGCGAGGAUGACAAUGGACAGCCUCUCGUCUCUGCUCGCAGACUUGACGACGACUUCUGA